CCCGGCGUUUCAAUGUGACGUAAGUUCGUGCUGUGCCCCUCGCUCCAGCUAACCGGAGACAUAACUGCUUUCUGAAUUCUGUGAAAAUGGAAGACAGUGAAUCCCAGCUGCUCGCCGAUGAGGAGCAGACUCCGGAGCCUCUCCUCAGCUCUCUGGACAUCUUCCUCUUCUCUCUAAUCGUAGGACUUCUUAUCUACUGGUUCUUCUUCCGAAAAAAAACAGAGCCUGUUCCAGAGAUCAAGCCAUUCACUCCAGUAACACCACAAAUACGUGAGACCAGCUUUAUUGAGAAAAUGAAGAAAACGAACCGAAACAUUGUGGUGUUUUAUGGAUCCCAAACAGGGACUGCUGAGGAAUUUGCUAACAGGUUGGCAAAAGAUGCCCAACGCUACGGCAUGAAAGGCAUGGCCGCUGACCCAGAGGAGUAUGACCUGUCAGAGCUGUCUAGACUGAAAGAGAUUCCUAAUUCCAUGACUGUGUUCUGCAUGGCAACCUAUGGAGAAGGAGACCCCACAGACAACGCUCAGGAGUUCUACGAUUGGAUGCAAGGGACUGAUGAUGAUCUAGAGGGGGUCAAUUUUGCUGUGUUUGGUUUGGGAAAUAAAACAUAUGAGCACUUCAAUGCCACAGGCAAGUAUACAGACAAGAGGCUUGCUGAACUUGGGGGAAAAAGGGUCUUUGACCUGGGCCUCGGGGAUGACGACAUCAACUUGGAGGAGGAUUUUAUCUCUUGGAAGGAACAGUUUUGGCCUGCAGUAUGUGAGUUCUUUGGCGUGGAGGCCACGGGAGAAGACAGCAGCAUUCGGCAGUUUGAACUGGUGGUUCAUAAUGACAUCAAUAUGAAUCAAGUGUACAACUCACAAUUACGAGAAAAAACUCGCAAUUCUGAAAUAAAACCGUUUGAUUCAAAGAAUCCUUUCCUUGCAACUGUGACUGGUAAUCGUAAACUGAACAAAGGAGGAAAUCGGCACCUGAUGCACAUCGAGUUCGAUAUCACAGACUCUAAAAUCAGGUAUCAAAACUUGAACAUUUUUAUUCACCAUCUGAUUGGUCCUUUAAAGGCUUUGUAUCAGAGUUGGGUUUUGGAUUCUGAGAGGAACAUACUAGCUAUUCUAGAGGAUCUACCUUCCCUGAAUCCUCCUAUAGACCACCUGUGUGAGCUCCUUCCUCGACUUCAGGCUCGAUACUAUUCCAUUGCCUCUUCCAGCAAGGUCUAUCCAACCUCUAUCCACAUCUGUGCUGUGGUGAUAGAGUACACCACCAAGACAGAAAGAGUCUUCAAGGGUGUGGCCACCAACUGGCUUAAGAACAAAGAAGUGACCGAUAACGGCCAUAAGCUCACCAUUCCCAUGUAUGUUAGGAGAUCCCAAUUCCGCCUGCCGUUCAAACCCAGUAACCCUAUAAUCAUGAUCGGGCCUGGUACUGGCAUCGCCCCCUUCAUGGGCUUCAUCCGGGAGAGAGCAUGGCAGAAGAAACAAGGGAAGGAAGCUGGUGAGACGAUACUGUACUUUGGUUGUCGCCAUAAGAACGAGGACUUCCUGUAUCAGCAGGAACUGGAGGAGUUUGAGAGGGCAGGUGUGCUGACACAGCUUAACGUUGCCUUCUCCAGAGACCAGGAGCACAAGAUCUAUGUGCAACAUCUUCUGAAGAAAAACAAGGAGCAGUUGUGGAAGCUCAUUCAUUCAAAUAAUGCCCAUAUCUACGUUUGUGGAGAUGCACGUAAUAUGGCUCGGGACGUGCACACGGCCUUCUAUGAGAUUGCAGAGGAGGUGGGCAGCCUGACGCACACUCAAGCUGUGGACUAUUUCAAGAAGCUGAUGACCAAGGGCCGUUACUCGCAGGACGUUUGGAGCUAAGCUAAUUGAUAAACCAAUGUUUGCCACUUUACCUCAAGCCAUCAUUUCUCCAAAAGCUAGAGCUAAAACAUUGAAUUUGCCUGGACUGAUUGGUUAUAUAAUAGAGUUUUGAUGAAAGAUACUGCACUCCAACAUCAUACAAAAGCAUGGUUUAUCAUUCCUCCCUCAGAUGAGUUUAGGAUAUUCAACGUACUGCAACAGGAAACUGAUUUGACUGCAUUUGAACCCUAAGCAGCAUUGGAUGUUCAUGUAUACGCAAAUGUAGGUCAAGGAUGCAAAAUGCUUUUUUUUUUUUU
Molecule: messenger RNA, 2152 nt
Organism: Sinocyclocheilus rhinocerous
Lineage: Eukaryota; Metazoa; Chordata; Actinopteri; Cypriniformes; Cyprinidae
Product: NADPH--cytochrome P450 reductase-like
Exons: 14
Coding region: 87-1856 (589 amino acids)
Biological process (GO): response to hormone
Cellular component (GO): cytosol
Molecular function (GO): flavin adenine dinucleotide binding; NADPH-hemoprotein reductase activity; FMN binding
Source: RefSeq, a predicted model, not a curated record